Messenger RNA from Trichoplusia ni (cabbage looper), 8147 nucleotides. RefSeq names its product rapamycin-insensitive companion of mTOR (gene rictor). Gene Ontology annotation, biological process: TORC2 signaling; positive regulation of phosphatidylinositol 3-kinase/protein kinase B signal transduction. Gene Ontology annotation, molecular function: protein serine/threonine kinase activator activity. The record is from RefSeq and is a predicted model, not a curated record. Gene Ontology annotation, cellular component: TORC2 complex. The transcript is spliced from 24 exons. Bases 209 to 5764 code for a protein of 1851 amino acids. Lineage: Eukaryota; Metazoa; Arthropoda; Insecta; Lepidoptera; Noctuidae.
AACUUGUCAGUCAAAGACAGUCAAAGUAGGUAUAUGUCAAAUCAAAUGUGUGGUGUUGGUGUGUGAGAAAACAGGACUGAAUUACAGCUUAUUUUAUGAUCUAUGUCUAAUUCAUAUAGGAAUUACUGAAAGUAUUUAUGUCCCUACACGUUGCUGUAAUAUAAGAAUACCCAUUACUUUCACACACUGUUGCGUAAAAAAUGUUAUAAUGGCUACCUCCUACGAAAAUUGGUUGAGUCGCAGGAAAGGUAAACAGAGUGAUUUAUUCAAAUUGGACACUAAGAAUAAAACACCUGAAGAAAACAUAAAAGAAAUACUGCAGGGACUCUAUUCGAAGAGAACAUUACACAAUGACACCUCACCCACCAACAAGACUAAUCCUAUGGAAUUCAAGAUAGGUCUGAGAGGCAUGCAGAAAAAUGGCUCUGAUAGCCGUAAACUGUCCUACUUAAAUGCCUUAGUCACCUUAUUAUGUAAAGAAGAUAGAAGUAAUUUAGGCUUUACACCUGAUGAACUAAUGACAUGUAUUCGUGUGAGUCUAGUAGAUGAAUCUAUGGUAAUUAGAGCAGCAGCCUUAAGAGUAUUACGCUACUUGAUUAAGACAGAAAGUGAUGUAGCAACAUUUAAUAAUUUGAAAUUACCAUAUUUAGUUAUAAGAUCAAUGGAUUUAAUGCUCCGGAACGAAGAGGAGCGUGCACAAGCGUUACGCGUGGUCCGGCGCGUGGUGGCGGUGGUGGGCGCGGCGCAGGGCGCGCGGCUGCAGCGCGGCGCCUUCGUGGAGCACGGCCUGCUGCGCUGCCUGGCCGCCGUGGCGCGCGCCGCCAGCGCCGGCGACGGCACGGGCGACCGCCUGGCCAGGCCGGCCAUCGCCACGCUGGCCGAGAUAUGCGUAUUGAACCCCGACAUGUUCAUAUCAUGUGGCGGUGUGAACGCAGUGACUCGACAGCUAGCAGAAUGUGCUACCCCCCGCAUGGCUGAAGCGCUGUGCGGCGUGUUGCUGCACGCGCUGAACGAUCCUGUCUCACGAAGAUCUGCACGCAUCGAUCUGAUGUGUCUUAGUUCACCAUACUGUGAUUUUCACUUCCGUCCAGCCGGUACUGAGACUAGCAGAGAUGAACGUGAGAUGAGAUUCACAUGUAGUCGGCUGGCGCUGCUGUGUGUGCUGCGCAGUUGGCCUGGCUUGCUUCACUUCUGUCACCCUUGUAGCACGGGCGGGCUGCGGGCGUUAGUUGCCGCUCUAUAUCUUCCGCGAUUAGAGGUUCGAAAAGCAAUUUUGGAUCUAUUGUACGAGCUAGUCGGAUUACCGCAACCAGAAUGGACAGAUGAGAUUUCUGUAGCUUUGGAUGCAGUUGAUCCAUCUGAUUUUCAAGAUUCUUGGCGACUAAACGAAGGUUUUGUUGCCGCCGAAGGCACUGCCAUAUUACCUCAUCUCGGUGCUACGGGCCCAGAUAUAAUUGAAAUUCAUCUCGCGCUCUUACUUCAGUGUUUCUUAGAGGCUGGAUUGUUGGACGGGUUAGCUGAAGUGAUUGUUACAAGUGAUACAUUUAUAUCGGUCCGAGCGACUGUAUUAUUGGGUCAACUAUUGCAUUUAAUACACCUAUAUCUACCUCCUCAAAUAUGUAGUAUAACGCCGGCGCUACCGACGCUCAUGUCUCAGGCUUCGGCCGGCAAGCCGCAGGCGCUAGCCGCGGUGGCCGCCUUACGAAGACUGCACUCCAUGCUCGAAGCUAGGCCGGCGAGUAGCAGCUUGUUCCUAGACCAUAUUAUACAGUAUUGCAGUGGUGCAUUUAGAGAAAAAGUAGAAGAUAACACAAAGAGUCGAAAAGAAAAAGACAACGCCAGUAUGGUUAAACCUAAACAUGACGUUUCGUUUCAUAAAGAAAAUAGUAUUGAAUUUUUGAAUGAUUCUGAUAAUGAAAACGAAUUAAAACAAAGGCACAGUGUUGGCUCGCGAGCCGAUGUUCCUAACAGAAACGUGGGUGCUUUAGUGAAAAGUAAAAGUGUCAGUUCACGGACUAGUGCUGCCGUCAGUAGAGUUACUAAAUCUGCGAAAUUCUUCAACUUAUUUGAACGUGAUAGCGACAACUUGAUCCGUUGUACAUUGGUAAUGCAAAAUAAAGACGGUAACACGUGGAAUUGGGAUAUUAUUAGGACUAUAUUGAAGGAAAACGACACUCCUUUAUUAAACCUAAACGAUAGCGGUCAUAAAGCUUGGGUCACUCGUAUAAUUAAUUAUUUGAAGCCGUCUUCCAAUAAAUAUUCCCAUACUGAUUUGUCAAGUACUUGCCACGGCCACUCCGCAACGCGCGCCGGCUGCCAACUUAUUAGACAUCUAUUGAGACAUAAUGAUCUUGACUGCCAAAGACUCCUGGAAGAUCUGUUCUCAGACGUGAGUCGCCAAAUAGAGGCUAUUGAGACAGGUUUAAAGGCUCACGAGUGCCUGUUCAGUCCACAGCACAUGUGCAACACUAUGUGUCAGAUGUACUUCCUCUUUAUUGGACAACUUUGUCAUUCACACAGCGGCUUGAGGCUAUUCAAACAGACUGGACUAUAUGAAAAUCUUUUAGAACUAUCAACAAAAACUCAUCACAGUUGUUAUGUGAAGUUAGUAAUAUCUAGUCUUGAUUAUACUUUGGACUCAUAUCCGAGGGAUAUUCUGGCAAAAACAUUAACAUGCAACAUUCAAGCUUCAAGAUUAUACACGACACAAUUUCUAAACGUUCUGUUGCGUGCGUCGACGAAAUCGCGUGAAUUAGUGCGGAGAAAGGCAAAAUUGAAAAAGAAUUUGGAUCAUAUGAAGUCGACGCAUAAAGAUAACCCUGAAGUGAACACGGGUGUUGAUAUGGACACUUGGAUACUGCAGAUGUUGAUUGGUCAAGUCAAAGAUGAAUCGAAGGCCGUGAUAAAAAUUGCCCUAACGAUAUUGGAAGAAGCUUAUCACGUUCCUUCGUACGUCGAAAAAUUGGUAACGAUGAAGGAGUUGCUCUGUCAAAACUGUCAUCUGGACAAGGCCGCGGAUCCUUCGUCUCUUGAUUUUGGAGCGGUCAGCGAUCGUGGAUAUUUGCUGUGGUUAAGUCUCGAAGUUUCCGUCGCUGUUCAAUCGGUUGAUGCGAAAUCCAUUGCAUUUCUCAAGAAACAUCUCGAUUUUUGGACGAAAUCUUAUAAUUAUCGGUACGUGCGGCUGGUGGAGGCGGGCGUGCACGAGGCGCUGGCGGUGAGCUCCGCGGGCGGCGCGCGCGGCCUGCCCCGCGCCCGGCGCGCCGCGCGCCCGCCGCCGCACGUGCACGCCGCGCUGGCGCCGCGCGCGCCGCCCGCCGCCCGCGCGCGCGCGCUGCUGGCCGCCGUGCUGCCCGAACACUACAAGAUUCUGCAACGUAAAAAGUGCGCUACGGAACAAGAAAUAGCCGAUAUAAAGGCCUCUUUGUGGGCUGUCGGCAAUACCGCAGUCACUUCUCAAGGACUUCAACAACUUAUGAGUUUAAGUAACGGCUAUUUAGAGGACUCUGUCCUUGUUCACAUCGUCAGAUUAGCCAAAUACAACCCCGUGUAUUCCGUGCGAGCGACAGCCUUUUAUGUUCUUGGUCUUAUCGGAAGUACAUACGACGGUGCUAACCUACUAUCUGAUCUUGGUUGGCUGUGCGUACGACACACACGAUAUGACCAGUUCCCAAUCAUCCCCGAUGAAACUUCAGGCUGUAACUUUGAACAGGGUUCAAAUGUGCAUUACUAUGUAACCUCUCCGGAAUGCCGUUACAAUGCUUAUGAUGCAGAGCUAAGCGAACAUUCAGACCAUACCGACCAAAGCGUAGCAGAAAGCUUACAUUCGGAAACAACGAAACAGUUUGGAAAGACUGGGUCAAUAUCGGCCGACACAUCCGAAAUUAAAGACCAGGAUGUUACGGACAAUAAGGUUUACGCUGACGGGCGACCGGACAAGAGAAAGUCGCAUACGCUACCAUCGCAAGGUGUCUCUAGUUCCCACGACCGGCCUACAUUGUCUGAAUCGAGAACUGUGGACAUACUGCGGGACUGCUCAAGCUACGAGCGCCAUGGACCACAUCGAAUGGAAAAUAGAUUAGUUAUAGGCAGAAUGAACUCACUAGAGCACGCACACGAGGGCAGAGUGAGGAACACUAGUGAAUCCAGCACCAGUGGAGUCAGUAGUUGUGAUUCAUUUCUAGGGAAAUACGCUAUUCCGGAUAGAGUUUUAACUCUCAGUCCUAUACCAAGUUCGUCUAGUUUGUAUGGUAUGAAGAGCAGUAAUAGUUCACAUCGGCCGAAAAUACCAGAACUGCAGCGACGGACUUCCACCUCAAGUUUCGCUGGUCAUGAAGUAGCCAGUUCACCUCCGUCCCAAAUGGAUAUGACAGGAUAUGCUACUUUGAAGUCACUAAAUCGAAGGCCUCAUUUGUCGGAAAGCGCGGCUACAGGCUCUACCGAAAUGGACGACCUUAGUUGGUUACUUUCGGACACCAAUCGACGUACGAAGCCGUUCUCUUCACUGAGAGACAGAGCUAAAACAACUAAAGAAAGAAUGACAAAGCUCAGCCUGUUGGAGUACGAUUGGAAGCCCCUUCCCUUGGGCGAGAGCUCUCGCUCGUCCCCACCCGCAGUGGGUGUGGGCGCGGGCCCGGCGGGCGCCAGACGCCGCACUCCGAGCGCUACGCUGCCGCAGCCGCCGCCUAACUCCUCCGCGCAUUCACCCGCGUACAUCGGCAUCUGCCUUCCCAGGGACCUCAUGGAACUCUUUCCUCGAGAUGAAGAGAAAUAUGAUGAAGAUACUGACAAAAGUGAACAUACGAAACGUGGUCGCCUUCCAUCUUUCCUCGUAGAUACUAGUAGUGCAAGCACAGAAAACAAAUCUCGAGCUACACCUGAUAGCCAAAAGCUAACAUCCCAAAAAGCUGGUUCAAACAUUAUUGCAGUGCAACUACAUAAGGCUAGUUCUAAUUCGGAUAAAACUGACACAACAGUGGCCUCUAAUGCCGAUACAUCUACAGCAAGUGUAGAACCGAAUGACACAAAUACGAGAACACCUAAAGACAAACCUAAGAGGCUAGUCACAACUGUAAAUGAAGAUGAAAAUGUUACUAACACUUUAUCUAAGAAAACUGCUGAAGGAAGCGUUAAAACAGUCAAUAAUGAAAAUAAAAGUGAAAAUGUCGCUGCAAAUAAUGAAGACUCACAGGGUACAAGUCAAGUGCAGGAUGGAUUAGACCCUAAUCGGUCGAUUGCCGCCGACGGUGAAAGUGUGGCUCAAAGUAUAGGUGCUGUGGUUACUGAAGUAUCCAGUUCCUCUAGCAGAAAGUGGAGACAUGCAACUGCGGAUUGUUUGGCUUGCGUUCGAACCCGGCCGCCUUCUUCACAUGAAUUACGCGAAGCGUUCUUUGCUGAUAUGGAUGCUUCUGGCUCCAUCACCAAAGACACCCGCAGUCCGGUAAACGAAAAGGCUGAUCGUGGCCCGCAAGCGGAGUUGUUACAUCAAGUACAUUUCAUGUCCAACCCCAUACACUUAAGACAGGCUCGGUCUGUUCUUCUGUCGAUGAAGCAGCGGCAUCUAGAGGUAUUCCGGAGUCCCUGUGUUUACUCUGACGUAUGCGCAUUACUGGCAAGAGACACGUACAUGUUAUGUGCCAGACGGUUUGUACAGGAACUUUUUCUUGAUACAAAUUUCGACUGCUUUGCCACUGAACCGGCUGCUGUGCUGAAACGUCACGGCGUGACAACACCUUCAGAUAGAAUAUCUACUGAUGUACACCAAUAGUAUUUAAGAUCAUAACGAACAUGUAAGGUCGUAAAAUAUUGUUUAAACUGUCAAAAUCGGUUUUAAUUACAAUUAUUUUAAACCCUGAUAUUGAUUAAAAUUGAAUGUGACUUGCAUUAAAAAAACGCUAUUAAAGUUGCACGAUGUACGCUAGGAUUUUAUCAACCCAGUAUGUCGUCGAAUCCCAUCCAAUUAGCAUGGAACAAAAGUCUUAAUACAAUUUGAACAAAGUAAUAUUGCGUCCCUUCAGUAUUAGAUAGUCUUAUACUACCUACACUGCGUUAAAUAUAGCAAGAUAGGCGACCUUACAUAAUCGAUCGUGAUUUCUAGUAACAUAAAAUUUACUUUUACGUUGUUUUGGUUUUGGUAAUUUAUUAGGUGUUAAUUUAAUUAUUCCUGAUGCUAUUGCUUACUGUUAGUCUAUUUUCAAGCACUUGUAUGGAUUUGAAUAUUAUAGCACUUUGUUUAGAUAUAAUGUAAUGUAUAGAGACGACCUAGGUGUAACAUUAACGAUCGACUCACGAUUUAACAUAUACAGAGCAGUCUUCAAUUAGUAUAAGUUGUUACAGUUUUACAUGUAAAAUAUUACUAAUUUAUAAUAUUUUAUAAAGUAGGAUAUCCGAUUGUAAGGGAUAUAUAAUUAUAUGCUCGUAAAGUGUGCGAUAAAUUUAUUCAUAUGCAAAGUUUUUAUUUUGCUGGUUUGUUGUUUAACUUGCGAUAAACUGCCCUAAGUUAUAAUAGAGUAAUGGCAAGAGACCUUAUCAUGCAUGAUUAAGCUUAUAUACUUGCUCUAAAGCUGCCACUCAAUCCGCUAAUGCCAAAAUCAAUAAAUACCUAUUUAUGUUUACUUAUCUUUUUUAAGUAUAAAUUUACGUCCCCGAGUGACCGCCUUCUCGUGACCCUGUUAUGUUCAAUGACCGUAACGUCAAAAUUAGCCAAGACAGUAUUGGAUAGUAAUCUGCACAUUAAAAAUAACCAAAUUACUAUUUUUAUAAUUAUUAAAAAAUUCAAAAACAUUAUGUCGUGACAUCGAUUUAUGUUACUUAUAGAAACGUUUUUGAUUUUGUUGUAUAAUUUGAAUAGAAACUCAAGAAUGGCGCGAUUGCCUAUAGUUACUCUCCUAGAAAAAUAGUUAUUAUAAUUAGUUUAUAAAGUCUCACAUAAUGACAAUAGUUACUGAUCUUACGGACUGAAUAUGCACCAUUCCCACUGACUUCAAUAGCUUAGCUGUACCUCUUCAUAUAUCCCACCUAAAACGAUACACAAUGUUCCCUAGUUUCAAGCAUAAUUAGUUAUAAAUACCUAUUACAACCCUGUGUUCAUUAUUUAACUAAAGUCUUAUGUUUGCAUUUAAUAGUAGUUGUUCCCUUUUGUUCGUUGUUGUUAUUUAUAAAAACUAAAUCAGAAUAGCAAUCUAGUUUUACAUAACAUGAUAUUAUAAGUAUUAAAAGAGCACACUAGAUGUCCCAUAUUACUAUUUGUUAUAGGAAUCUUUUGUUAAUAAUAGUGGGAAAUAUGUAAUUUAUAUAAGGUAUAUUACUAGUGAAAAGCAAUAAAUAAUGAAAGAAAGCUGUCACUUAUAUACUGCCGUAUUUAUGAGAAACAUUCUUGUAUUCUCCUUCCAAGUUUAUUCAAUUAUGCGUCCUCGAAUUUCUGCAUUUAUAAUACUGUACCAUAAUUUAUGAAUUCAAACUAAUAUCAACUACAACAAGCACUCAGAGGUACUAAAAGUAAGUAGCUACUCAAAUAAUAUUUACGAACACAUAUGUUUUGGUUACAAUAGGGUAACCAAAAGGUGCGUGUUUAGUGUUUCCAUUCUAUUUAUUCCUAUGAACGUAAAAACUGUCUAUCUGUCUCUCACUAUUCCGGCUUGGUUAAAUAAUUUGUAUAUAUUUGAGUCCGAUAUUUUUGUAAACGUGGUAAAAAUGAAAAUGGCGACUCAUUUAUUAUAUAACUUAUUAACUUUUAUAUGCAGAUCUGCAUAUUUAUUCCAGACAAGGAAAUUACUUUCAUUAUUUUUUAGUUUUAUCUUCCUUUAGUACUUCUGAGUAUUGUACAUUAUGUAUUAUGAUACUUUCCUGUUGAAUACUAGUCCUAAGAGUUGAUUCUAAUUGUAUAAUAAUGCCUACAUUAUUAAUAAUAUACAAAGAGUUAUUAAAUAAUAUCUUUCAACGUGCGUUCCGGUAUAAAGUUUUUUUUUACUAAAUACAAAUUAAUUUAUACGUGAUUGCACAUUAUAAACCUAUUCAUAAAAUAUAGAAAAAACAAAAUCGUGCCAUUGUGCUGGUUCCUUGCAGUUAUAUUUACAUGUUACAUUACUACUAAGUAUCGACUUUCGAUUAUGCCACUUCAUUACAAUAAAAUAUAUUAUUUUAAUAACGUA